AUGCUUUUCCCAUCACUGCCUUUCCUUUCCGUCCUCCUCAGCGCGGCAUCGCUGGGGUUGGCCUCGCCUCACCCGCAGAGGCCCAUGCUGCUGGAGAGCCGGCAGCAGGGCCCGGUAAAGUACGAGGUCAAGAAGCCACCGCUUGACACGGACUGGACGUACAAGCUGGGCACGAACCCGUGGCCCGAGCACCCGCGUCCGCUGCUCAAGCGCGCCGACUGGCAGACGCUCAACGGCAUCUGGACGUUCCGCAAGACGGACUCGAGCAGCAGCGCGUCGCCGCCGCCGUCGGGCCUGCUGGACAUGGAGACCAUGAUCCCCAGCUGCGUCGAGAGCGGGCUUUCGGGCCUGCAGGAGCUCGACGCAGAGUACAUGUGGUUCGCGCGGCGGUUCUCGGUGCCCGAGGGCUGGCGGGCGGGGGGCAAGCGCGUGCUGCUCAACUUUGAGGCCGUCGACUACGAGAGCCGCGUCUUCGUCAACGGCAAGGAGCUGGCCCGGCACGUCGGUGGCUACUUUCGCUACAGCGUCGACGUCACCGACUCGCUGGCCACCAACGGCACCGACAACCUCCUGACCGUGUGGGUGCGCGACCCGACCGACAGGCAGGGCUCGUUUGCGCCCGUCGGCAAGCAGACGGUGCGGCCCUCGCACAUCUUCUACCGCGCCUGCUCGGGCAUCUGGCAGACCGUCUGGCUCGAGUCGGUGCCGGCGUCCGGGAGCAUCACGCAGCUCGACGUGGCGGCCGGCAGCGACGGCAAGGUCACCGUCAAGGCCCACAGCAGCGUCAACGGGACGGCCGCCGAGGUCGAGGUCAAGGUCACGGACGCUUCCGGCGCCGAGGUCGGGUCGGGCAAGGGAUCUGCCAACACGCAGUUCCAGUUCACCGUCGACUCGCCCAAGCUGUGGUGGCCAGAGAGCCCGACGCUGUACAACCUGACGGUCAAGAUGGGGGAGGACAGCGUCAGCAGCUACACGGCUUUCAGGACCGUCAGCCGUGGCGAGGUCGGGGGCAUCCAGAGGCCGCUGCUCAACGGCGAAUUCGUCUUCCAGUUCGGCACGCUGGACCAGGGAUUCUGGCCCGACGGACUGCACACGCCACCUAAUUAUGAGGCCAUGGUGUCUGAUCUGAAGUUGCUCAAGAGCAUUGGGAUGAACAUGGUGCGGAAGCAUAUCAAAAUCGAACCCGACCUUUUCUACAGAGCUUGCGACGAGCUCGGCCUCAUGGUGAUCCAGGACAUGCCCUCCAUGAGCGCCGACGGCCGCCAGCCCAACGACGCCCAGCAGGACGAGUUUGGCCGGCAGCUGGAGCUCAUGAUCGAGGAGCACAAGUCGUACCCGUCCAUCGUGACCUGGGUCAUCUACAACGAAGGCUGGGCCCAGCGCCGCGACGGGCCCCCCUGGCCCGAAGACCGCCUCUCCCAGCGGGUCCGCGCCCUGGACCCGACCAGGCUGAUCGACGCCGUCAGCGGCUGGAACGACCACGGCUUUGGCGACUUUUCAGACAACCACCACUACGCCUCGCCGCAGUGCGGGACGCCCUUCUACUCGCAGCCUGCCGGGCCGCACGAUAGUGCCAGGAUUGGAUUCCAGGGAGAGUUUGGCGGAUUGGGCAUGAACACUACCAUUGAUCACCUCUGGAACGUCCCCGACGCCAUUCGCGACAUCCCGCAGACGUACGAGAUCCACCUCACCGGAGAUUCGUACAACUACCGGGCGUCGCAGCUCCUCAACGAGCUGGCCGAACAAGUCAAGCGCUUCGAGUGCUCGGGUGCCGUCUACACGCAGACGAGCGACGUCGAGGGCGAGGUCAACGGGCUGGUGACGUACGACCGCCGCGUGACGAGGAUCGACAAGGAGCAGUGGAAGAAGGACAUACAAAGGAUGUACGACGAGGCAGCCAAGCGGGGCGGCAGGCCCGUCGGUGGGAAGUGA
This is a messenger RNA of Pyricularia pennisetigena, 1932 nucleotides long. RefSeq lists its product as uncharacterized. Gene Ontology annotation, molecular function: hydrolase activity, hydrolyzing O-glycosyl compounds. The record is from RefSeq and is a predicted model, not a curated record. Gene Ontology annotation, biological process: carbohydrate metabolic process. The coding region runs from base 1 to 1932 and encodes 643 amino acids. NCBI's taxonomy places the organism in Eukaryota, Fungi, Ascomycota, Sordariomycetes, Magnaporthales, Pyriculariaceae. The transcript is spliced from 3 exons.